CGUGACUCGGCAUUUUUCAGGGUUUAUAGCGAAACUUAUUACAUUUGUGAUAUAAUAAGAAAACUUAUUCAAAAAUGUUAUAUAUUGUUUUGUCUUCAGUUUAAUCCGUCGGCACCAUUUACAACGGAGACAUUUGGCUUCAUACGGAACCCAAGACUUGGAGACAAAAUUCACUGUGUGGCGUUUGUGGUGGACGGAAGUACUAUUGACGUCAUGCCUGAAAAAAUUCUCAAACAGCUUAAGGAACUACAGGGGAGGAUGAAUCAGAGAAAUAUUCCCCAAGUCGUGUAUUUGACGAAGCUGGACAAAGUCUGCGCAAGCGUGAAUAAGGACGCGUCUAAAUUGUUUCACAGUCCAGCCGUUCGUGACACAGUCGACAAGGUUGCUGACGUCAUGGGACUACCACGUGGCUACAUCAUGCCAAUCAAAAACUACGAGAGUGAAACUAGUUUGGAACCCAACAUUGACAUUUUGAUUCUGAAGGCUUUGAAGCAGACGGCAGAUUUCGCUGACGACUACUUGGAGGAACAAGUGGAUAAAAUGGCCGCCGAAGGAAGAAGAGAGGAGAAAGACUAAAAAAGUGAUUUUUGGUAAAUAAGCGCAAUUAAAUGAAUUCUAAGACAACCAACAUGUACAAAUAUUACACGAGAGCAUGGAGAGGAUAGAUGCAAUACGGAAAGGAAGGUGGUGCUAAAUUCCUGUUGUACAGUAUAUAAGUUAAAGAAUGUUUGUAUAGGAAAGUUGUCAAGACUGAGUAAAUAUAUAGUUUUUGAGGAUCAGGACAUCUGCGAUCAGUUCAGUGAUAAGAAAGUUGAUAGUUCUAGACAGCCGUUUAAAUACUCAUGUUAAAUAUUUUUUGGAUACUAGUUAUACAUGUGUAUGUUACGCAGGAUGAUUGUGAUUGCACGCAAUCACGUGAUAAUAUACAUUUAAGAAACGCAAAUAAAUAGGUGCUAUAAUAAUACUUUUUUCUGUGUUAUAUAGAUCUGUUCCUAAAAUAAUUCAUUAACAAGUUUAAAAAAGUUACAGAAGCUUUUCAGAACGAAGUUGAAUUUUUUAGUUCGAUGUUUAGUAACCAUCUGCAUCUUUGUCUUUAUUGUAAACAAGUAUACCGGUAUUCCCUCCGCUGGUAUGAUUACGGGGUACCUGGUAUUUCUUUUUACUGUUUGAGAGGGGCUCUCUUUGGUAUUUUGAUGUGUAAAUCUUAAACGCGCCAUUUUUCUCAUUACUCUAUGUACUGUGAAGAUUGCAAACUGAUAAAUAAAGUCUUUUUAUAAUUAGAAAUAAAUUUUAUUGUUACAA
Saccostrea cuccullata (small rock oyster) is the source of this 1302-nucleotide messenger RNA. RefSeq names its product interferon-induced protein 44-like. The annotation marks the transcript as partial. Gene Ontology annotation, biological process: immune response. NCBI's taxonomy places the organism in Eukaryota, Metazoa, Mollusca, Bivalvia, Ostreida, Ostreidae. The transcript is spliced from 2 exons. The record is from RefSeq and is a predicted model, not a curated record.